Molecule: messenger RNA, 2337 nt
Organism: Diaporthe amygdali
Lineage: Eukaryota; Fungi; Ascomycota; Sordariomycetes; Diaporthales; Diaporthaceae
Exons: 3
Coding region: 1-2337 (778 amino acids)
Biological process (GO): mitotic spindle midzone assembly; microtubule cytoskeleton organization
Cellular component (GO): cytoplasm; mitotic spindle midzone; spindle
Molecular function (GO): microtubule binding
Source: RefSeq, a predicted model, not a curated record
AUGGACCCCAGCUACCUUUCCCAGCAGGUCAACACCAUCAUUGGUCAAUUACACGGCCUGUUCGACGAGAUCGGCGUCCCCAGCCAUGACCGCGAUUCUAGAGAGGCAGAGCUGUUCGCGGCCCUGUCCGAGACCCUGAACAAUCAGGUGCGCCUUGUGACGCAGGAGAAGAAACAGAUCAUCUCAGAGGCCCAGAACAUGAUCACCACCAUCCGCCAGAUGGAAGCCUCACUUGAGGAUCCCAAGCCCCGCGGUGGUUCCCAAGGCCAGGAUGAUGGUCUGGAAAUCUCCUACCCUUUGACCAGAUGUAUUCAGGCAUUGAAGGAGAAACAUGCCCAGGUUAGCAGGGUGCACAAGGAGCGUUUCGCCCAGGUGAAGAAACUUGUCCAGGCGCUCGAGUCUUACUCGUCACAUCUCGAACCCAGCUUUGUUAAGCUUGCGCUCCCACCCACCGGACCCAACCAGUCCAUCCCGCCUAACUUCGAUCUGUCUCCUUCUUACGUCGACAAGCUCGACAAUGAGUUCACCAGGGUCUACGAAGAGUAUACUAAGCGAAUCUCAACGGUCCAGUCCCUCUCGGAGAACAUCAUUCAGCUAUGGGCUGAGCUCGGUACCCCACAGGCCCAAACAGAUGGCGCCAUCGUUAAGUACUACCGCGACGCCCCCGAGCAACUCGGUCUGCACGAGGAGGAUAUUGCGCGACUCCGCGCCAGACUAGACAAGCUCGACAAUGAGAAGCAGAACAGGGAGCAGCGUCUGCGUGAUCUCAAGGAUGCCGUCGAGGCCCUGUGGGAAAAGCUCGGCGUUGACGAGGCGGAGCGCAAGGCCUUCUUGAAUGCCAAUCGUGGCUGUGGUAUUCGACAGAUCAAUGAAUUCGACGAUGAGCUGGCCCGGCUGAACGAACUCAAGCGACAGAACCUCCACCUCUUUGUCGAGGACGCCCGCUGCAAACUUCAGGAGCUAUGGGAUGCUUUGUAUAUGUCCGAGGACGAGAUGCUCGAGUUCACCCCGGCCUUCUCUGACGUGUAUAGCGACGCGCUCCUCGAGGCCCAUGAGAGCGAGAUCGCAAGACUGGAGACUCUCAAGGAACAACGGGCCCCGAUGUUGGCUCUUAUGGAGAGACACCGCACCCUGAUUUCUGAGCGAGAUGAACUAGCUGCUGCAAGCCAGGACGCCUCUCGACUGAUGAUGAAGCCACAGAAGGGCGAGAAGCGAGACCCCGGGAAGCUGCUGCGGGAGGAGAAGAUGAGGAAGAGAAUUGCAAAGGAACUGCCAAAGGUGACAGCUGAUUUGCGAAAGGCUCUGGAGCAGUGGGAAGAUGAGUGGGGUCGGCCAUUCUUCGUACACGGUGAAAGGUACCUGGACAAUAUUGAAAACGACAGCGCCAAUAGGGCAACCCCGGGGCCCCGAUCGAGAACCCCAGCAAACACUUCGAUGCCAUCGAGAUCAACUAGCCCAGCCAAGUCGGCACCACCCGUCAGCAGGUCCAACAGUGCUGUUGGUACCAACCGCUCGCAGGCGCCUAGUCGGGCUGGGGCUAAGACACCGACUGAGAAGUUCAAUUCCCUUCCCACCAAGUGGUCCAAGCCACUGGGGCCCCAGACGAGCAUAAACGGGAAGGGCAGCCCGACCCGAAUCCCAGCCCGUGCUCCGCUGUCCAACUUGAAGCACGUCAACAAUUCCCCUGACAAACUGAGGCAAGAGCCGGAAAAGGCCGACCUUGUGAGGCGCGGUACGGUUCCCGUGAUGCGUGCUCCGCCGCCAAAGAUGAGAGACCUUGUCUCGGUUCCGGAGAUGGAGGCGCCUGUCAAUCACUACCAGUCCUCCGACCGAGGAUCAGGCGUCAUCCGGCACAUCGAGCCUGAGGACGUGUACGACGAUCGUCCGAAGCAGCACAGUGCAGAGUAUGAGCGACCUAUCUCGCACCACGAUUUUCGCGACUUUCCUGGCAAGGCCUCGCUCCGCAAUCAUGACAGCGGUCCCCCGUACGAGCGCUUCGCGCAGUCGUACUCCCAAGCCCAACGCCCCGCGAUCCGCCAGAUCUCGAACCAAUCUAGUGACUCGAACGGGACUGUAGUGACGGGGUCGGAAAACUGGGAGACGUACGACGACACAUCAGAGCCGGAAGAGGACGUCCCGAGUUCGUAUUACGCCAAGAUACGCGCGGGGAGGACCGACUAUAGCAUGGGGCCACCGAGCAAGUUCAACGCAAGCCAGCAGGCAAAGCGCCCGCGAGGAAUCCCGCCUGCGCUCCAACAGGCGCAUGUGAUUGUAGAUGGCGACGACAGACGCGUCUACUCUGGGAGCUCCGGCUGGACGGACGAGGAUGUUUUCUAA